This is a messenger RNA of Ixodes scapularis (black-legged tick), 1705 nucleotides long. RefSeq names its product nose resistant to fluoxetine protein 6. Bases 189 to 1646 code for a protein of 485 amino acids. NCBI's taxonomy places the organism in Eukaryota, Metazoa, Arthropoda, Arachnida, Ixodida, Ixodidae. Gene Ontology annotation, molecular function: acyltransferase activity, transferring groups other than amino-acyl groups. The transcript has 13 exons. The record is from RefSeq and is a predicted model, not a curated record.
CCCCCCCCACCGCCUUCGCUUUCCUCGACGUGGAGAGCACUGCUGACAUCUGUCGACUUGUAUUGUGCGCCAAUCGGACACAUUUGGUUACCGCAUAGCCGCCGUAGGAGGGAUUUCAAGUUCUUCAUUUCGAACGUUUUUCUUAGGGUCGCUUCGAUCCUACAAAAAGGAAGAACGCCGAGCAUUUCAUGAACACUGACUACAGGGGAAGCAUCUGCAUGCCUUCCCUUUGCACGACUGAAGACCUUAAUUUCCUUGCUCGAUCGGUUCUGGGCAUUUAUGGUGCAAAUGCUACCGUGGCAGACUGCAGAACGGAUGACCCGAAGCCAAUAACGAGGCUCCAAGCGGCUGCAAUCGCAAUGAUUGGAGCGUUCCUUGUCCUCGUCGCCAUCGGCACGGCUCUGGAUUGGCAUCUCAUCAAGACUGCAAGUACAAAGAAAGUACAAUAUUCUGUCAUCGAGAUCGCCCGCCUGAGUGAAUGGGGAACAUUUAUCUUUAUCCCCAAUGGGUUUUUGAGUGUAGUCACCUUCUUCUUCUUAAGCGGAUUUGUUUUGUCGUACAAUUCAGCUGCUGCCCGCAAGACAAAUUUGAAGGCUAACUCGUUCCUCUUCUUCCUCGAUCGAAUUCUGAGACGUUACGUCAGGUUGACGUUUCCAAUGAUGUUCGUCAUGCUGGUAGCAUUCCUGCUCCCCCUUAUGGGCUCCGGGCCGGCAGACAAGGAAACCUACGAGAUGAUGGUCCAAGAGUGCGCUACAAGUUGGUGGAGAGUGUUGACUCAUAACAACAACUUUCUACAGGACCGCGCAAUGUGUCUGCAGCAUUUUUGGUACGUUGGGGCCGACAUGCAGAUAUUUGUGAUCAUCGCAUUACCCCUGACCAUGCUCAUGAUUAGGUUUCCAAAGAUUUCGUGCGCUGUCGGAAUUGUGGCGGUUGUGGCUUUUUCAACUUUGACAUGCGUUCAGAUACAUUUGUGGGACCAGCUUUAUGCCUUCAAUUUUGGAACUUUUGACACUGUAAAAUUGUCGGAGGCACUGAGUUUGAUCUACUUCCGCCCGUUCACGCAUGUGGGCUCGUACGUUUUAGGCAUUUUGUGCGGCUACUCAGCCUUCGUUCACAAGGAGGCGCAUAUUCAUUGGCUGGUGCAGAACAUUCUGUGGCUUGUAUCUUUUGCCUUAUGGACUUUCGUCAUUUUCGUCACGUAUCCGUGGAACAAUGGAACUACACCAGACGACGUCACUGCCGCACUUUUUGGAGGGUUCCACCGCACGCUCUGGGCGCUCGCGUGCUUUUGGCCUUCGUACGCAUGCGCCACUGGCCGAGGAGGCCUCUUGUACAAGUUUCUCGGCUGGAACCUCUUCGUGACAUUGUCUCGGCUUACUUACUGCAUAUACUUGGUUCAUGGACUCGUUUUCUAUCUCCGUUCGAUGCGAGUCAGAACUCUGAUACAGAUGGAUGAAUUCUUCCAAUUCCUUCUGGCUGCUGGAGUUUUUACUGUGAGCAUCUUCUUCGCCUACUUAGUUCACCUGAUGGUCGAGGCACCCACGCUGCGUUUCGAAAAGAUGAUACUCGAUCGACCAACACGACUGAAGUCAGAAACGAAUGGCAGACACAGAUCCGAAGACAAGUUGGAGAAAUCACAGCUAUGAUCCAAGAAACCACUGGUCCAAUGCUGCAAUGCUCGUUUUUAAUGACAUGCGUGUCAUCC